This is a messenger RNA of Suillus subalutaceus, 4689 nucleotides long. RefSeq lists its product as uncharacterized. The record is from RefSeq and is a predicted model, not a curated record. Bases 1 to 4689 code for a protein of 1562 amino acids. The transcript is spliced from 13 exons. Lineage: Eukaryota; Fungi; Basidiomycota; Agaricomycetes; Boletales; Suillaceae.
AUGGCGAUGCUUGAGACACCGUCUCGAAUAUGGCGCAGAAUCCAAGCUGCAGACGAAGGAGAGCCACCUUCUCUUCCGUCAUUACCUGCCUUCGAUGAUUCUGACCAUAAUUCAACCGACGAUGGCCUUGAUAUCUUGCCGGUGCAUUCUACACCCGCCCCUCUCUCAGCGCACACGGUGACCUCAACUAUCAGGCUACAAUCAAGUACUUCCAGCACAGCACGCUUUGCAAGCUCUCUCGCAUCACGCUCUGUUUCAGCAAAAUCUUCCUCUGCAUCUAGAACGUAUCCAUACCCUCGGAGCCCGGUACAAAGUUUCGAAGCGAGUGCCAUAACCUCACUUCCCCAUGAGAGCGACGAGAAUACAGAACCAGAAGACUCGCCUCUCGCAGAUAGUAGGCGCAGUAUUCCAGAGUCUCAUUUACCGCCAGAAGAGAAUGAAAUGGACGACAUGUCUUUGGAGGACGCACUACAGUCCGUCAGUCGCUCCAGCUCCCCGUUUUCUCCCGAAAUCCCUCUGGACAAUCCUACGCCAAGGAAGAAAUACGAUUACUCGAUGUCGUUACGUUCUGAACCUCAGCGAUCGCCAUUUGACAAAUAUCGUAAUGUUGCGCUACGAAAACCGCUCGCGCGGACGAGAACGCCGUCACUUUCCCGGACAACGCCCUCUCCUGUCUCAUCACCUCCAAACUCCACACCUCGCAGCAACAGAUCCAUUCCAUUACCUAUAGAAACACCGUCACCGACUCCUGGUGUAUACGUUCCCUUACCUCGUUCGAGAACCGCCUCUCCAGCUGUCAUUUCACUUCCAAGCGUCGUGAUACAGCCUCCAGAGGAUGAGAGCAAUGAUGAACAAGAGCUUUCCCCAGACCAUUCCCAGGACACACCACAGGAAAGUGACCUUGAACCAGGGCGGGAGGACACUGCCACGCAAUCGGAUCGCGAGCCCACAUUCUCAUCUGCAUCGUCUGAUCCAAGCAAUCAAUUUAACAACGACCGAACCAUAGGUGCGCAUUCAACAGCGUUUCUAUCACCCGCUAGAUCAGUGUUGGAUUUCACACCCGUUCCGCGGUUUCGUACGCAGUUCAACAUCCCACCUGCAUACAACGAACUAGGUACAGACGCAGGCGGAGAGCCUCUCACACCUCAUACCCGCAGACGGUCAUUUCUUCUUUCAGUUAUCAACUCCACUGCCCGGCCACGCAUAAAGUUUACCCCUCACCCCCACAACCGGCUUGGUGCCCUCCCUGUGUCCCAGAGCUCAAGCGGGAGCAGCGAAAGCGCAUCGGGUGUCGGCGCAACUCCCGCGGGUCACAUGCGCACCGUAUUUGCUGGUAUCACUCCUCGGCCUGGACGGGGGCGGGGCCGCAUGUCGCACCCUCUUGCGCAAGCGCAUGUUCCAGACAGUGCAUCUUCUGCAGGCGACAGUGAGCAUCUCGCGUCCCCCUCUGACAAUGAGCUCCGCGGUCCGUCGGCCUCCUUCAUCUCCAAUGCGUCCUCACAUGAUCUCACCACACACCCACGCGCCAACACCUCCGCGGGGGUGGCACGCUUCGACGCGCCGAAGCUGAAUCAUUACCUUCACACACUGAACUCGAAGCUGCAGGAAGAGAACAAGGCACUCGUCGACCGGUUGAGGAAGUACGAGGAGGUGAAAGAUGCUGAUCAGCGACGGCUCAGUUUGGAGAGUAUGGGCGGAAAUGCACGAAGGAUUAGUACAGGGAGUGCACUGGGCGAUGUUGAGGAGGCAGGGGAAGAAGGGUGGGCAGAGGAGAAGAAAGAUUUGGAGGAGCUCAUCGAGAACCUGGAGGCUCAGCUCGACAAGCUUGCAGGGGCGAAGGAGAGUGUGGACCAGGACCUUGAGACUGAACGGCACGAGCGUGCACGGGAUAGGGAACGUUGGCGAGAGCGCAUGCAUGAGGUCGAGAGUGGUGUUGCAGAGAUCGUGGGCGACUUGGAACAGAAAGUCGUAGAGAGCGAGAAAGCCCUGGAAGAGGUGACGAAGGAAGCGGAGCAUAUUCGUGAGCGACUUCAAAGCGAGCGUGACCUUGCGCUGGAGAGGGCUGUACAGGCAGAGAUGGUAAUGGAGAACGGGAAAGAGCUUGGAGGCGCAUUGAAGGAGGCCAACACCCGGAUCAGCGUCCUUACAGCCGACCUGCAGAGUGCGACCGCGCAAAUCAAGGAUCUGGAGGAUGAAAUCAUGACGAGCGACCGUCGUGUUGACGGGCUUGAGAAGGAGCUCAAGAAGGAGCGGCUCUCCGCCAAGCUAGCUAACGAUGAUCUUCACAGCCAGUUGAGCGAGAUGGGGGCUGAAAUCAUUCGCUCUAAUUCUGGCAAUGAUAUCAACGAGGAAGUUCGCGAACUGAAGACCUAUACUGCCGAGCUCGAAGAGGCUGUCACAGCGACGACUGAACGCAUCCAAGACCUCGAAGAGCAGCUCACUUCCGCUCAAGACCACUUUAACCAGUUGGAGGCCGCAGAACAAGAGGCUAACGAUCGUGCCGAAGCACUGGAAAAGGAAAAAGAAAGCGCAUCACUGCUGGUCAACCAAAUGGAGGACGCUCUUGAAGCCGCGGAGCAGAAGAUGCGAACCGACCAAGAAGUUGUCGCAGAUCUCAAGGCCAAGAUUUCCACCCUCGAAAGAGAAAGAGAGCGCGAGAGGGAGAUGUCUCGGCUUUUGAAAGGACAACAUUCAGACGAGAGCAAUGCUGAACUUGAGAACGUACUCGAGGCAGAGUUGGAACAGGCACACAAAGAGAUCGCGAAACUCACUGAACUCCUUCAACACUCUCCUGCGCGGAAAGCUAUCGACGCUGCUAAGGAUCAGAGGAUCGAGAUUCUGGAGAAGGACAAAGAGCAGCUCCAGGCACGUAUCAAGGCCCUCCGAUCGACCAGCUUCGAGACGGCAACUCCAAACAAGGUAGUCAACCUCAGUGGCAUCUCACCCAUUCAUCGACAUGUAUUAUCGAUGUCUGUUAGGGCUCCGAAGACACCUGGAGGUCCUCUAAAAGAUCUUUCCUGGCUGAACAAUACCACUGGCGAUGCCUCAGUGUCCCCGCUAUUAAACGAAAUCGCUCGUCUUCAGACUGAACUCGACCGUGCCAAUGAUAGUAUCGACCAAAAGCUCGACGAGCUGGAAGAUGCUGGGCUGGGAGUCGUAUCGCUCACGAGAGACCUUGAGCUUGCCCGAUCCAAGAUUUCUCAAAUGGAAAACGAGAUGGGAAGGUUAGAGAGACGUGAGGAGCGCAGACUUCACCGACUCCAAAGGCUCCGUUGUCAGAAAUGCAUGGUCAAGGUGGACACAUCAACAUUUCAACGAUUUUACGACGCCGAUGAAAGCUCCUUGGAUGUGUCGCAUAGUGGCCUCCCCUCCAACCCCCCGACACCUCCGACGAAGACCAGCGAAGCUCUUAGAUUGGACCUUCAUGCAGUUAACAGGGAACUGGACACGAUGAAACAGCGAUGGGAGGAAGAAAAGCGCCACCUUCUAGGAGAAAGGGCCGUCCUUCAAGAUGCUGCGAACCGGAUGAACAUGGAAAUACGAAGCGCAAAGGACGAAGCGAAGAAAGCCACUGAAGCUAGCCGACGAUCGAGAGCUGAUACUCGGGAGGUCGAGAGGGCGAAGGCUGUCAUUGCUGACCUCGAGGCUGAAUGUCCACAGGAGCAGGACCGCGUCCAGCGUGAGAAGAGUGUUGUGGCUCGUCAACUACAACGAACUGAGGCGGAUAUCGAUGAUGUUAAGAGACAGCUGCAGAAAGCCAAGCGCGAAAAUAAUGAACUAGAGACUGAGUUGCGAACCAAUGCAACCAUCGAGCAGCAAGCUCGUCACCUCGAAUGCAAAGUCAAAGAAAAUGCAGAGACAAUCGAUCAGCUACGGGAAGAGCGGUCUCUUCUUGCAAAGGACCACAAGGAACUUCAACGACAGUUCACUGAAGUAUCAGAACGAGUCAACAAGCUUCGCAAUGACUAUGCAAAAUCACAAUCAUCGCACGACAAACGCCGUCAUCAACUUGACUCGCAUCUCGGUGAAAUUGAAGACCUCAGGCGUGCGCUCUCCAAUCAAGCCGACGAACUACAACGUAGCGAGGAGGAGAAAAACCGCAUGGCGAUCGAGAAGACCGAUGUUGCACGCACUGUUGCAGCCCUUGAAUCCGACCUUAGACGCGUCAAGCGAGAUGCCGAGGCGUUUGGACGUGAUCUCAAAACUCUGCGAACAGAGAAAGAGAAGCUGCAGGCCAAACAUAGAGAUGAACUGGCGAAAGCUGAACGAGCCAAGAAGCAGGCCCAAAGCCAGAUGCGUCUCCUGAACGAGCAACUCGGCAGCCAGCAUACCAAGUUAAAGAUGGCCCAGGAGAAGCUCAAGAUCAAGGACCAUGGAUUUGCUACUGAUGGCUACCAGCUUGUCGAGCUGAAAAGACAGCACAAGGAAGAGUGCAAGGGCCUUGUCGUUCAGAUUCGGUACCUCAAGGCGAAGUUUACCCGCGAGUCUACCUUGCGAGAUGAUCUCGUAUACCAGAAACAUUAUCUUCUUGUUCUCCUCUCGAACUUUGAGGCGAGCGAGAAGCGCAUACUGGCCUGCAUAUCCCGGAUAGGAUAUCCCAAACCAAAAAACCCAGCAGUGACUGUGAAGAAGCCACGCUCAAUAAAAAGCGUUGUACUGAGUGUCAUAUUUAUACGGCGUGUGAGGUAG